Messenger RNA from Didymodactylos carnosus, 1740 nucleotides. The record is from the annotation of a GenBank genome assembly. Lineage: Eukaryota; Metazoa; Rotifera; Eurotatoria; Philodinida; Philodinidae.
AUGGAUAAUGAUCUAUCUUUUGCUGCUAAUCAACAGAAAAAAUCAAAAUACUAUAAUAAAAAUAACAGUAAUUCACAAAAUUAUGAUUCAAAUAAACAAAGACUACAAGAUAAUCGACCACAACAAUUCAAUGAUCGUUUAAAUCAACGCAGUUCACCAAAAUCUUAUCAAGUAGGAGAAGAUCCGAUUUUGAAGCAGGGUCAUCAACCUCCUUAUAAAGCUUCGAAUUAUCAAAUGCAAGUAGCGGUUACUUCAACAAAAGAAUCAAACAUAAAUCAACUAAAUCAUCAGAAGUUCCAAAUGGAUCAUUUGAAAAGAGCAGUGACACAUAAUCUGCCAUGUUUUUUUGUUCAGUUUGAUUCUAAUUUGCAAAGUCGUGAUUAUCCAUCUGCAGUUAAAGCUGGUAAUGAUAUUUAUAAACAUUUAAUCGGGAACAAUGUUAAAAUAAACAAAUUCUCAUUAGUCAGUUAUGCCGGGAAACAAUUGAAAUCGGGCGUUAACAAUAAAAAUGAUCUGUAUGAAUUACAUAGAACGGAUAAAUGGCCGAAUACAGUAAUGAAUAAGAAUGUUAAAAUAGUGAAACCAAAAUCAAUUGCGUCACAUUUUUCGUUAGUAUUAAGAUAUGUUCCAAAUAAUAUACCUGAUGAUUUUGUUUUCAGUGAAAUAAAGAAGUCGAUUAAUAGUGCUGAAAAGUGUCACUCAAUUGUUUAUGCAUAUGCUAGGACAAAGAAAGAUUAUCGGUUUAAUGUGGGAGACUUAGAGGAGUAUCACGAAGCUUUAAACUUGGGAAGUAUAGCAGUAGGGAAUUAUUUACUACCAGUUACGCCUUAUUUACCUGCAAAUAAACUUACGUACUGUUCCAAGUGUUUCAAAUUAGGCCAUAUCGCUGUCGAUUGCCAAAGUCAGUACCCAAGCUGUCGAGUGUGUUUACAUAUUUUUGACAAUAAUCAUAAAAAUCAAUGUGACGGAAGAUUUAAGUGCGCACAGUGUGGAGGCAAUCAUUUUUCCCUGGACGGAAAUUGCCAGAUGGUACAAAACUAUCGUUUAGAACUGAAUAAGGCGGUCAAACAAGCGAUAGAAAAAGGCGAAUUAAAUUAUGAUGCUGGUCCACUACGGUUAAAACAAACAAAACAAAAUGAUUAUCGAUAUGAAGAAAAUACAUUCCCUUUGUUAGUUAGAAAUGAUCGAUUUGGGGAGAAUCAUUGGAAAAUACAACAAAAUAAUAAUAACCAUAACUACGUUGAAAAUAAAAAGGAUUGGAUAGAUAUAUUAACAAAACUAGAUACCAAAACAGACCAAAUGGUGAAUGAAAUAGGUUUGAUUAACAAAAAACUAGAUAAACAAGUUGCAAUCAGUAAACGGAAUGAAACAAAUAUAGUUUUGAAUAAAGUAAUAACGACGGAGUGCAUAUCAAUACUAGUGGGUUUUAUCAAGGAUAUUGGAAAACCAGUAGCUGAAUUAGUUACAAAUGAUAAGGGGGAAAUAACAAAAAUUAUAGAUGAUUAUGCUAAAAAACUACUCAAUAUCGAAGAACGACUGCGUAUGAAUUUUCAAUUCGAAGAUAUGCCAAUGGGUCCGGAUAGAACAACAACAAAUGAUGAAGUUAAUUCUGAUAUGCCUAUGAACAAUAACUCAUUAUUAACAACAAUGAUACCGAAUCAAAAUAGAGUAACAUCUUCAGUGGAAAUAGAAGUAAGAAAUGGUCCAGAAGAAAACACGAACAUCGUCUCAUCAAUAUAA